CGUGUCUAUUGGGCGUGUCCUAAAAUUUGCAAACAUGAAAAUGACCUCUAUGAAAGAGGAGAAUGAGUCCCUGUUGAAGAAUGAUGAUAGUUCUGCUGAUGAAAAAGAUGAAGAGACCUCCAUACGUCCUCUUAGAAAGUGGCUCUUGUGGAAAAACAUCAAGUUUUUUGUCAUUCCAGUGGAACUAAGUGCUUUCUUCUACCUCUUUACAAUUUACUUCCAAAUGCAAUUCUACCAGCAAUACUUCUACCAGAGGAUCAUGAAACAAGAAAUCCUUGACUUUAACAACAUAUCAAAUGAACAGGAUGAUUGGUAUUUUGAGAAUGAUAGCACAUGCCUCAAUCAAGAUGCCAUUACAAACAUGUCUUCACAGGCUACAUUCCUCAAAGGUCAAAAAGAGGUCAAUCAUCUUAACAUGAUUUCAACGCUCAUCUCUCUUUCCUUGUCAGUAGUUACUUCCCUCUUUCUUAUCCCGUACUCUGACGUGUAUGGACGCAAGCCUUUUAUUGCUAUUGUUUUUGUGGGACAGGCAGCAGCCACUGUGGUCUCCAUCUUCAUUGUUUAUUUCAAACUAAAUAUGUAUUACUUCUGUUUAACGUCUGCAAUCAAUGGAAUAAGUGGUGGAUUCGGUGUCAUAUUAUCUUCAGCUGCUGCAUACGUUACCGACAUUACUCCUCCUCGUUGGUUAACCAUACGCAUGGCUAUAGUGAGCUCUAUGAUAUUUGUUGGUGGAGCAGCUGGUUCUCCUGCAGCUGACAAAUGGAUCGAUGCUAAUGGUUGCGACUUUCACCCUAUGGUCUGGCUCAUCUUAGCGUCAUUUUUGUGUGGAUUAUUAUACACUGUAAUACUCCUCCCAGAAUCAUUGAGUAAAGAUAUUAAAAGCAAAAAUCACCAAACAUCUAGGAAUGGCUUCCGAUCUCUUGUUCAAGGUAUAAAGAUAUUCACCUCCCUCUCUUACGUGGAUGCUUCGACACUUAUAAAACUCUGGAUCAUCAAUGCCAUUAUUGUUCUUGUAAUGACUGACGAGACUGGCGGUGUUCAAAUUAUUAGUUACUUUCUACAUAAUAAACCACUUGAAUGGGGCUACACUCUCAUCGGAAAUUAUCUUGCUGUCUCUUCGGUUGCUCACAUUUUGGUACUCUUCAUUAUACUCCCUCUAAUGGUGCUAGCCAAGAUCUCUGAUCCCAUCAUAAUGAGUGUUGGCAUUGUUUUUGUUCUUGUUGGUGAUUUAUGCAUCGCUACGUUUGUGAGCAAGACAUGGGAGAUGUUCUUAGUUGGUAUCAUUAUCAGUAUGGAGGCGCUUAUAUCUCCUAGUAUAAAGUCCUACAUUACUCGAUUGGUUAAGAAAGAGGAUUUAGGUGCUACGUUUUCUGUUGUGGCUGCCUUGCAAUUGAUUGGGACUAUUAUUGCCACUGUUGUAUUCAAUGAGAUAUAUACUCCAGAGACAACAGAGUCAGUUAAUAGUCUGAGUCACAGUCCAAGACUAGUGUAUUGGGUCUCUGCUGCUUUGUGGGGAGCUGGUCUAAUCCUCAGCUUAGUUCUUGUCUUUUUUAGAAAAAAGAAAAUUGUCUCAAGAGAAAAGGAAGUAACUAAAGAGCCAAUACAAUGAGAGCUAUAUACUAUACAUGUAUUUUUAAUUUUUUUUUGUAUAAUUAGUGUUGCAUGAUUUUAGGUGUGGCUGAUUAAUUAAUAAACGUCAA
This is a messenger RNA of Amphimedon queenslandica, 1700 nucleotides long. RefSeq names its product proton-coupled folate transporter-like. Gene Ontology annotation, biological process: transmembrane transport. Bases 35 to 1609 code for a protein of 524 amino acids. Lineage: Eukaryota; Metazoa; Porifera; Demospongiae; Haplosclerida; Niphatidae. The record is from RefSeq and is a predicted model, not a curated record. Gene Ontology annotation, cellular component: membrane. The transcript is spliced from 4 exons. Gene Ontology annotation, molecular function: transmembrane transporter activity.